GCAGGUGUGAAGACGGGGCAGAUCUAUGCUUUUUAUGCUGAUGCUCGGAGAAUAGGUGUCGAUAAAUAUGCUGCACAACCCCCGCGAUCCCUGACUACGGCACUGGGUCGUGAAGUAGAGAAGUAUGAUCAGUUGUGCGAUGCUAUAGAGUCUUACACGGCUCGAGCAAUCUCUGUUCUGCAACGAGACUUAGAGCGCGAAAGGGCUCGCCUGAAAGCUGAAGAGGCUCAGGCGCUACAAACUCAGUUACAGGAGGGAAACAUAUUGUCGGUGUCUGCAACGGCAACAGUGCCGACGAAUGACUCAACGGUCACAGAACUCCCCACUGUCACCAUGCCAGGCACACAAGGGAGCCCAUCAGCCCCUGUCUCUGGUAGCUCUUUGACCGGUCGCCGCCCUUCCGCCAUAUCUCUUUCGUCUUUGAACCGUCCUCAAUUUCCCCAUAAACUUGACCUCUCAGCCGCUGCAUUGCGAAUCAAUCCAGAAGAGCUAUCACAGGGCUUAGCCUCUCCUGUUACGCUUGCACCUAAGUCCGGACGGCUCACCGCGACAGAUGAACUUCCACCCGACUUCAUGGCCGCGCUCGCUUCAACAGAAGCAGCAACUGCAGCAAAUAGAUCCGUUGAUCUCGCUAUUCUUCCGGAUAAGCCUGCUGGCGCCUUGAAUAUCAAUACAGAACCUAUCCCUGGAAGUUCGGCUGAUAGGCCUAUCGAACUGGACCUGGAAGGCAUGGACAUCGACAUG
Molecule: messenger RNA, 744 nt
Organism: Heterobasidion irregulare TC 32-1
Lineage: Eukaryota; Fungi; Basidiomycota; Agaricomycetes; Russulales; Bondarzewiaceae
Exons: 3
Source: RefSeq, a predicted model, not a curated record